Molecule: messenger RNA, 2106 nt
Organism: Fraxinus pennsylvanica
Lineage: Eukaryota; Viridiplantae; Streptophyta; Magnoliopsida; Lamiales; Oleaceae
Source: the annotation of a GenBank genome assembly
AUGGAGUUGAUCACAAAUGUAGAUGAUCCAGUUCUUGAUGAGCUGCAACUAGCAUGUUCUCAUAUCAAAACCCUUCUCCAGAAUUCGACAAACCUUGAAAAAAGCUUGGAAAAAAUGGAUGAAAAUUUUGAUACCAUACAAGAAAGCUUAACAAUGGCAUCAAGAAGAGUUGCACCUUUACAAUCACUAUCCAUUGGGGCUAAAGCUCUCCAAACUAGAAUAAACCGAGCCAUUUCUCCGGCUCUUGCCCUCCUUGAGAGCUUCAAACUCUCCGAGUCCCUCCAGCGUAAGCUUCUUGACAUAGCCUCGAAAUUGAUUAACGAAAAAACCUCCAAAAACAGGCUCAAGAAGUUGAUCGAGUACGUGGCUUGCGUGGAUGAUUUAAACGUGGCCUUGACUUCCAUAAGCCAAGAGAGUGAGCCCGCAAUUCGAAAGCUGCAAGAAGUGGUUGAGUUUUUGAGCAGGACUAAAGCCACUGAUCAGUACAGAACGCUUCGUUUUAGGGAGACUUUGAUUACUCUCAAAGCACUAUAUGAGACAGAGGUCGACUCAAUGAGAUUUGAUGGGCUUCUUGAUGAAGCUUUGUUGAAUUUGCAGGAUGAGUAUGAGAGCUUGUCACAGCAGUUAAGGCAUCAGAACAUAGGGGAUAAUAUGACUGGAAUGGUGCCCGAAAAACUGGGUACUGAGUUGGAGAUCGAAGUUCUUAGACGAAUAUCAGAGACAUUGGCUGCCAAUGAUUGUCUGGAUAUUUGUAUCGAUAUCUUCGUCAAGGCUAGAUAUAGAAGGGCAGCCAAAGCAUUGAUGAGAUUAAGCCCGGAUUACCUGAAAACGUACACUCCGGAAGAAAUCGAUGAAAUGGAAUGGGAAAGUUUAGAGACGGCAAUUGCCCUUUGGAUCCAACACUUUGAACUUGCUGUCAAAGUAGUGUUUGUAUCAGAAAAGGACUUGUGUAACCAUGUACUAGGAAACAUCAUGGAAGGAAUGGUAUGGCCCGAAUGUUUCGUUAAGAUUGCUGAUAAAAUCAUGGCUGUCUUCUUUCGAUUUGGAGAAGGUGUUGCAAGAAGUAACAAAGAACCCCAAAAGUUGUUUAAGCUUUUAGACAUGUUUGAUUCAUUAGAAAAGCUUAAACCUGAGUUUUCGGAGAUUUUUGAAGGCGAAGCAGGAGCUGAUAUUUGUUCUCGAUUUAGAGAACUCAAGAAACUCCUAGUCCAUUCAUCGACUAAGGUCUUUUGGGAGUUCGGGCUUCAAAUCGAAAGCAAUCAAGAUGGUUUGCCUCCACCCCCUGACGGUUCAGUUCCUAAACUUGUUCGAUAUUCUAUCAACUACCUCAAAAACCUCGCAGUGGAUAGUUACACUGCACCAAUGGCACAAGUACUCAGGACUGAUCAAUUAUGGAAAGCUGGCAUACUUUCAACACCCGAGAGUGACGAAAAUUUACUCAAAGAUGCUAUUUCCAAUGUCAUGGAAGCGAUCCAAAGGAACAUCGAAACCAAGAAAUCAUUUUACAAGGACAAAGUACUCCCACAUAUCUUUGCGAUGAACACGUAUUGGUACAUUUACAUGAGGACUCGUAACACAGAACUCGGGAAGCUAUUGGGAGAGCAAUACAUGAAGAAAAGGUAUAGACAAGUUGCCGAGGAAUCCGCUAACUUGUAUCAGAAGCAAGCUUGGGGGACUCUUGGGAGAUUGCUCGACACAGAAGAAAGUAAGAGAGCCAAUAAAGAUGGCAUUGGAGCUCUAAUAAGAGGGAAAAUGGAUGCUUUCAUGGUUGGAUUUGAUGAGAUGUGCCAAAGGCAUAGAAGCACUUACAGCAUUAUUUCUGAUGCAGAUUUGAGAGAACAGAUGAAAGUUGCCUCUGUUGGGCUUGUGCUGCCCGCAUAUACUGAGUUUAUCAGCAAUUAUUCAUCAUUUUUGGAUGUCAAGUCCAAUAUGUCACCUGAAUUACUUGAGGACUUAUUGGGCCAGAUUUUUGAGGGUGUUGAUCAGGUGGCUGAUGGCAAGUCGAAUCUUCACCGACGAAAUUUAAGCCAUCAUAGAGAUAGGAGGAGAUCAAUUGAUCAAACUCGCGAGAGCAAUGACUUUCCACGAUUUGAAUCUUCCAGAUAG